AUGAGCUGAUGUGUGUGAGAGCAGAUGAUGGAAGGCAGUGUGGAGCAGACUGACUCAGGUGGACUCCAUGUCCAGUCCCAUCUCGGACACUUCUCUCUCUGUCGGAACAACAGCAAACUGGAGACGUUUCUGAAGAGACACUCUCACCGGGACGUGCACGAGCGGAUUCACUACUACGAGUCGUGUGUCGUGGUUUCUGAGGAACUCGACAAGGUGUUUCUGCACGUGCUGCUCACCGACGACUCGAUUUACCUGAGCGAGUAUCAGCCUCGGACCCUCAGCAGGGCUCUGCACUUCAGCCUCAUUCUGUACAUCCAGCUGCUCAGUGCAAAUACAACUCCACUCAUCUCACACUCAGGAAUAAAGAUACUCACCUCUACUGUCUCCUGGUUAUUCACUGUGGACUGGUUUUGUAGUUAUGAUGAAGCUUUAAUUAGCUUUACAAAAUACAAGGUCGCUCUCUUGUAGUGUAGAGAUUAAUAAAUAUGGGAGCUAAGGAGCAUUAUUAUGGUACACUAAUGCUAUAGAUGAGUACAAUUUUAAUUGGUUAAUUUAUUAGCAGUAAUCAAACAA
Clarias gariepinus (North African catfish) is the source of this 573-nucleotide messenger RNA. RefSeq lists its product as uncharacterized. Bases 25 to 468 code for a protein of 147 amino acids. The record is from RefSeq and is a predicted model, not a curated record. The transcript has a single exon. NCBI's taxonomy places the organism in Eukaryota, Metazoa, Chordata, Actinopteri, Siluriformes, Clariidae.